This is a messenger RNA of Lolium perenne, 1088 nucleotides long. RefSeq lists its product as uncharacterized. Lineage: Eukaryota; Viridiplantae; Streptophyta; Magnoliopsida; Poales; Poaceae. The record is from RefSeq and is a predicted model, not a curated record. Gene Ontology annotation, biological process: regulation of DNA-templated transcription. Gene Ontology annotation, molecular function: double-stranded DNA binding.
GGCACACACCAUACGCUCAUGUGCUGGAGAGUGGAGACGCCCGGUCAGGUCUCCUCACCACUCCCCUCUCCGGUCCCCUAAUUCCCUCCGGCGAGAGAGCCAGCAGAGGCGUCGAGGAGCUCAGCGUACGUAUUGCUCCUCCCUUCUCGAUUUCGCCCCCGCCCGCAUCUCCGCCGCCACCGGGCAAGCUUCCUGCCGGCCGCGCCGUGCUUCGCCGAGAUGUUGGCCAAGCUGCCGGCGCUGCCCUUUCUGACGGCCACCGAAACUGCCCCUGCUUCGUCGGCCUUCUUUCCAUCUUGCGAUCUCUUGACUUCGCCGAGUGUGAAUUUUAAGAAACAUGGAAGAAGAUUAAAUAUCCAGCAAAACAUCCAACACCGAGAAACUCCAGAUGCACGCAGGGUUCAGAGAAAAUGGCGGGCGCAAUCGUCUGGUCCAGCUCAAGCCGCUGUUGUGGAUGCUGGUGACAGCAAAACAUGGGAAGAGUGCCAACAGAUGCUCACUUCAUUGAAUUUCUCCACUGAAGAUGCCGAAAAGAUGUUGAAGAAGGCAUACGGAUGGAUCCAUUCACCAUACUGGACUGAGGAGCGAAACAAGGAGGUUCCGAGUGUCGAGGUGAUAAGUGGAGUAUUGGACUAUAUUAGGGGUCUUGGCCUCUCUGAUGACGAUCUUUACAAGUUGCUCAAGAAAUUCCCAGAGGUUCUUGGUUGUGAUCUUGAGAGCGAGGUGAAGCUGAAUGUUGGCAAGCUGGACAGUGACUGGAAAAUCAAUGGGAAAACUCUCCGGAGUGUUCUCUUACGGAAUCCAAAAGUUUUGGGCUACAAUGUGGAUUGCAGAGGGGACUGUGCGGCACAGUGCACCCGCUGUUGGGUUAGAUUUUAGCGUUCUGUUCUAUAUUAUAAACCGCGCGCAUACCUUCACAAGUUCAGAUGAUAUGUUAUCAAAAAUCUGUCUGCUUUUGCAUUGGUUGUUCAACGCAAGCAGAUAUGUAUAGAAGGAUGGGCAUUUCAGUUUUUUAGUACAUCUUCAAAAACAUCUAACCCAUACUGUAUAUACAAGGAUUUGCAAUAAAUAUAUCCAUUUCCUGUGAA